Andrographis paniculata is the source of this 906-nucleotide messenger RNA. Its product is annotated as V-type proton ATPase 16 kDa proteolipid subunit. Gene Ontology annotation, biological process: proton transmembrane transport. Gene Ontology annotation, molecular function: proton-transporting ATPase activity, rotational mechanism. NCBI's taxonomy places the organism in Eukaryota, Viridiplantae, Streptophyta, Magnoliopsida, Lamiales, Acanthaceae. Gene Ontology annotation, cellular component: proton-transporting V-type ATPase, V0 domain. The transcript is spliced from 3 exons. The record is from RefSeq and is a predicted model, not a curated record. The coding region runs from base 88 to 585 and encodes 165 amino acids.
CUCCUCCUGACGCGAAGAUCUGCAAUUGUGUCAUAACUAGAGCAGCUGUUUCGAUUGUGGCAUUAGUAAGUUCAAUCGACGACGACAAUGUCUUCGACGUUCAGCGGGGAUGAAACUGCUCCAUUUUUUGGAUUUCUCGGCGCCGCCGCCGCCCUCGUCUUCUCCUGCAUGGGUGCGGCAUAUGGAACUGCAAAAAGUGGGGUAGGCGUGGCGUCUAUGGGCGUGAUGAGGCCUGAGCUUGUGAUGAAAUCAAUUGUGCCAGUGGUUAUGGCUGGUGUAUUGGGUAUAUACGGAUUGAUCAUUGCUGUGAUUAUUAGCACUGGUAUAAAUCCCAAGGCCAAAUCGUAUUACCUUUUUGAUGGAUAUGCGCAUCUUUCUUCUGGCUUGGCCUGUGGCCUUGCUGGACUUGCAGCUGGGAUGGCUAUUGGGAUUGUAGGUGAUGCUGGUGUCAGGGCAAAUGCACAGCAGCCUAAGCUUUUUGUUGGGAUGAUCCUUAUCCUCAUUUUUGCAGAAGCUUUGGCACUUUAUGGUCUGAUUGUUGGAAUUAUAUUGUCUUCACGAGCGGGCCAGUCCAGAGCCGACUAAAGAAGACUUAUCAGCUCAAUGUUCCGGACAAAACUUUCAGGUUCUCCUGGGGUAUGGAACAUGAGAAAAAUAGGUGCUGUAUCAGUCUAUUGAACCUAGUCCAGGUUUGAGUUGCUGUUUUGGAUGUUGCAUUAUUCUUCAACAUUAAUAUUUAAGAUGUUAUCUUCUCCUCCAACACUUAGUUUCAUUAGUUGUUCAGUAUUCUUCCCUGCAGUGGCAAAUAAUAGCAUGUAGCUAUCUGCUUUAAUAUGCUUCAUCUUUUGCGUAUUUGAAUUCAUGAACAACCUUUGAACCUUCAUUAUUAUUUGAAUGUUUUUGUCA